AUGUCAUUGCCAUUGGUUUGUCCAUUACCCGCCGAUGCCAAUAAUGAAGUUGCAGAAUUAGCGAAGUUUUUCAAUGAAACAUUAGGAUUUUGUCCUAAUAGUGUUUUGACGAUGCAACAUCGACCGAUGAUCGCCAAGGCAUUUAUUCAGUUGAAUAAAGCAGUUAUGGCAAAUGAAGGUCGUGUCACAAGUGCUCUGAAACGACUGAUUGGUUAUGUUUCAAGUGCAAAAGCCGGUUGUCAAUAUUGUCGAGCACAUACGAUCUUAGCAGCGGAACGAUAUGGUGCGGAAGAGGAAAAACUUGCGAAUAUUUGUCACUAUGCAACGCAUGCAGCGUUUACAGAUGCUGAACGAGCUGCUCUUGAUUUUGCGGUUGCCGCUUCCUCGGUACCGAAUGCAGUGAACAGUUCGAUUAUAGAAAAUCUUCGUCGAUAUUGGAAUGAUGGUGAAAUCGUGGAAAUUCUUGGCGUGAUUAGUUUAUUUGGUUAUCUUAAUCGAUGGAAUGAUUCGAUGGGUACAACGAUGGAACCAGGAGCAAUUCAAGCGGGAGAAAAACAUUUGAAAAAUUAUGAUUGGUCACCGGGAAAACAUUCAUCAUAA
This is a messenger RNA of Adineta ricciae, 600 nucleotides long. Lineage: Eukaryota; Metazoa; Rotifera; Eurotatoria; Adinetida; Adinetidae. The record is from the annotation of a GenBank genome assembly.